CGGAGAGGGAGGCGUGUGCUUAACCCGGGCCGGGCUCUGGGAGGCCGGCUGCCCGUGGCCGGGGAGGCACCGCUGUUUGUGGGUCCUCAGAGCGCGGCUCAGGGAUUAAUGCUUCAUCAAGGGAUAUUCUCUUGGGAAUUGCUUCAUCAUGAGAAAUCUGAAGUUACUUCGGACCCUGGAGUUCAGGGAUAUUCAAGCUCCAGGGAAACCUCAGUGCUUCUCUCUCCGAACUGAACAGGGGACAGUGCUCAUUGGCUCAGAACAUGGACUAAUAGAAGUAAACCCUAUUACAAGAGAAGUGAAAAAUGAAAUUUCUUUGGUGGCAGAAGGCUUUCUCCCAGAGGAUGGAAGUGGCUGCAUUGUUGCAGUUCAGGACUUGCUAGAUCAAGAGUCUGUGUGUGUGGCCACAGCCUCUGGAGAUGUCAUACUCUGCAGUCUCAGCACACACCAGCUGGAAUGUGUUGGGACUGUAGCCAGUGGUAUCUCUGUCAUGAGUUGGAGUCCUGACCAGGAGCUGGUGCUUCUUGCCACAGGUCAACAGACCCUGAUUAUGAUGACAAAAGACUUUGAACCAAUCAUGGAGCAGCAAAUCCACCAAGAUGAUUUUGGUGAAAGCAAGUUUAUUACUGUUGGAUGGGGCAAGAAGGAGACGCAGUUCCAUGGAUCGGAAGGCAGGCAAGCGGCCUUUCAGGUGCAAAUGCACGAAUCUGCUUUGCCCUGGGAUGAUCAUAGACCACAAGUUACCUGGCGUGGGGAUGGACAGUUUUUUGCUUUGAGUGUUGUUUGCCCAGAAACAGGGGCUCGGAAGUUCAGAGUGUGGAACCGAGAAUUUGCUUUACAGUCAACCAGUGAGCCUGUGGCAGGACUGGGACCAGCCCUGGCUUGGAAACCCUCAGGCAGUUUGAUUGCAUCUACACAAGAUAAACCCAACCAGCAGGAUGUUGUGUUUUUUGAAAAAAAUGGACUUCUUCAUGGACAAUUUACACUUCCUUUCCUCAAAGAUGAGGUUAAGGUAAAUGACUUGCUCUGGAAUGCAGAUUCCUCUGUGCUUGCAGUUUGGCUAGAAGACCUUCAGAGGGAAGAAAAUUCUGCUCUGAAAACCUAUGUUCAGCUCUGGACUGUUGGAAACUAUCACUGGUAUCUCAAGCAAAGUCUUUCCUUUGACACCUGUGGGAAGAGCAGGAUUGUGGCUCUGAUGUGGGACCCGGUGAUCCCAUACCGGCUGCAUGUUCUCUGUCAGGGCUGGCAUUACCUCUGCUAUGACUGGCACUGGACAACUGACCGGAGCUCAGGAGAUAAUUCAAGUGACUUGGCAAAUGUGGCUGUUAUUGAUGGAAACAAGGUAUUGGUGACAGUCUUCCGGCAGACUGUGGUUCCACCUCCCAUGUGCACCUACCGACUGUUGCUCCCGCACCCUGUGAAUCAAGUCAUGUUUUCUGCACACCCAAAAAAGAGUAAUGACCUCGCUGUCCUAGAUGCCAGUAACCAGAUUUCUGUUUAUAAAUGUGGUGAUAGUCCAAGUACAGACCCCACAGUGAAACUGGGAGCUGUGGGUGGAAAUGGAUUUAAAGUUUCCCUUACAACACCUCAUCUGGAAAAGAGAUACAAAAUUCAAUUUGAGACUAGCAAAGAUCAAGAAGUAAACUCACUGAAGCUCGGCCUUCUCACCUGGAUUGAAGAGGACAUCUUCCUGGCCAUAAGCCACAGUCAGUCCAGCCCACGGUCCCUCAUUCACCAUCUGACUGUGGCCCCUUCUGAGAUGGAUGAGGAACACGGACAGCUCAAUGUCAGCUCCUCUAUGAUGGUAGAUGGGGUCAUAAUCAGUCUAUGUUGCAAUUCCAAGACCAAAUCAGUGGCAUUGCAGCUGGCUGACGGCCAGAUACUUAAGUAUCUUCGGGAGUCACCUUCUCUGGCUGUUGAACCAUGGAAGAACCGUGGUGGAUUUCCUGUUCGGUUUCCUUAUCCAUGCACACAGACUGAAUUGGCCGUGAUUGGAGGAGAGGAAUGUGUCCUUGGUUUGACUGACAGGUGUCGCUUUUUCAUCAAUGACAUUGAGGUUGCAUCAAAUAUCACGUCAUUUGCAGUAUAUGAUGAGUUUUUAUUAUUGACGACUCAUUCCCAUACCUGCCACUGUUUUUGCCUGAUGGAUACUUCAUUUAAAACAUUACAGGCAGGUCUGAGCAGCAGUCAUAUGUCUUAUGGAGAAACUCUGCGGAAGGUGGAGAGGGGUUCACGGAUUGUCACUGUUGUGCCCCAGGACACAAAGCUUAUAUUACAGAUGCCAAGGGGAAACUUAGAAGUUGUUCAUCAUCGAGCCCUGGUUUUAGCUCAGAUUCGGAAGUGGUUGGACAAGCUUAUGUUUAAAGAAGCAUUUGAAUGCAUGAGAAAACUGAGAAUUAAUCUCAAUCUGAUUCAUGAUCAUAACCCUAAGGUGUUUCUUGAAAAUGUGGACACCUUCAUAAGACAGAUAGAUUCUGUAAAUCAUAUUAAUUUGUUUUUCACAGAAUUGAAGGAAGAAGAUGUCACAAAGACCAUGUACCCUCCACCAGUUACCAGCAGUGUCCAACUGUCCAGGAAUCCUGAUGGGAAAAAACUGGACCUUAUCUGCGAUGCUAUGAGAGCAGCCAUGGAGAACAUAAAUCCUCACAAGUACUGCCUGUCAAUACUCACAUCUCAUGUGAAGAAAACAACCCCAGAACUGGAAAUUGUGCUGCAGAAGGUACACGAACUUCAAGAAAAUGCUCCAUCUGUUCCUGAUGCUGUGAGUGCUGAAGAGGCCCUGAAAUAUUUGCUGCUUCUGGUAGAUGUUAAUGAAUUAUAUGAUCAUUCUCUUGGGACCUAUGACUUUGAUUUGGUCCUCAUGGUAGCUGAGAAGUCACAGAAGGAUCCCAAGGAAUAUCUUCCAUUUCUUAAUACACUCAAGAAAAUGGAAACUAAUUAUCAGCGGUUCACUAUAGACAAAUACUUGAAACGGUAUGAAAAAGCCAUUGGCCACCUCAGCAAAUGUGGACCUGAGUACUUCCCAGAAUGCCUAAAUUUAAUAAAAGAUAAAAACUUGUAUAAUGAAGCUCUGAAGUUAUACCCGCCAAACUCACAGCAGUACAAGGAUAUCAGCAUUGCUUAUGGGGAACACCUGAUGCAGGAGCGCUUGUGUGAGCCAGCAGGAUUCGUGUUUGCCCGCUCUGGUGCCCAUGAGAAAGCUCUCUCAGCCUUUCUGGCUUGUGGCAGCUGGCAGCAAGCCCUCUGUGUGGCAGCCCAGCUUAACCUGACCAAAGACCAGCUAGCUGGCCUUGGCAGAACUCUGGCAGGAAAGCUAGUUGAGCAGAGGAAGCACAAUGACGCAGCCAUUGUUUUGGAGCAGUAUGCCCAGGAUUAUGAAGAAGCUGUGCUCUUGCUGUUAAAAGGAGCUGCCUGGGAAGAAGCUCUGAGGCUGGUAUACAAAUAUAACAGACUGGAUAUUAUAGAAACCAACAUAAAGCCUUCCAUUUUAGAAGCCCAGAAAAAUUAUAUGGCAUUUCUCAACUCUCAGACAGCCACAUUCAGUCGCCAUAAAAACCGUUUAUCAGUGGUUCGAGAGCUCAAGGAGCAAGCACAGCAUGUGAAUCUGGAUGAUGAGGUGCCCCGUGGUCAAGAGUCAGACCUCUUCUCUGAAACUAGCAGUGUUGUGAGUGGCAGUGAGAUGAGUGGCAGAUAUUCCCAUAGUAACUCCAGGAUAUCAGCGAGAUCAUCUAAGAAUCGCCGCAAAGCAGAGCGGAAGAAGCACAGCCUUAAGGAAGGGAGUCCACUGGAGGAUCUGGCCCUUUUGGAGGCACUGAGUGAAUUGGUACAGAACGCUGAAAAAUUGAAAGAUGAAAUAUACCAUAUUUUAAAGGUACUCUUUAUCUUUGAGUUUGAUGAGCAAGGAAGGGAACUACAGAAGGCCUUUGAAGAUACUCUGCAGCUGAUGGAAAGGUCAAUUCCAGAAAUUUGGACUCUUACCUACCAGCAGAAUUCAGCCAUACCUGUUCUAGGUCCCAAUUCUACUGCAAAUAGUAUCAUGGCAUCUUAUCAACAACAGAAGACUUCGGUUCCUGUUCUUGAUGCUGAGCUUUUUAUACCACCAAAGAUCGACAAAAGAACCCAGUGGAAACUGAAACUGCUAGAGUGACCCAAGUUAGGAGGGCUUUGACAGAGAAGACUGUGUUCCACUCAUUCCUACUUGUCCUUCCACCUCUUGCUCUUUGACACCUAGCUACUGAGAGCUGGGAAGAGUAAGACUGUGAUUUACCUCAGCAUUGCCGAGAGCUGAGAUGUGCACCAGACUUCAGCAGACACUAAGCAUUUUAUUUUGUAUGUAAGUCUUAGUCAUCAGCAAAAUGUUAAGCUUUAAGCAGUAUAGCAUCAUUUUGUGAGAAUUAAUUUUUUUUUUUUUUUAAUUUAGUGCUGUUGGAGAGCAUAUUUACGGUCAUGAUGAGAUUGGGUUUCUCAAUCUGUUCUUCAUCUGUUACUUGGGAAUAAUGAUUCACAAUUCCUACUUCACAUGUGAAGACAAAUAAAAUAAUGUUUCUAAGUUGUUUUAUGUUACUGGAAGAGAGCAUUAUAAAUAACAGUGUUUCCAUCGUGGUCAGAUGUAAUUGCUUAAAUGGCUUCUUUACACCUUAAAAAAAGCAGAAUAAAAAAUUAAGUGUAUCCUUUGAAAUUCUAAGCCAUUUUAUGCUGACACCUGUUAUUUUGUAACAUAAGGUCAUGUGCUUCUAGUUAUAACUCGGGUGAGCCUCUUAUAGUUACACUGUACGUAGGGACUGUUUCACUACUUGUUUAUUUUCUGCAAGACAGUGAGCAGUGUUAAAGCUGGAACAGAUUAGAAUUUCUGAAAGAGUAUCAUGCACAUUUGCUAUGGGUGAGCUUAGAGCCUUGUACGGCAUGAUGGUUGUAAAUUAUUCUUUGUUCUCCAAAUUCUGCUUCCUUUAACUGAAAUCUUUUUGACAGUGUCUAGGCCAUUUCAUUUAUUAUGGUGCUUAACUGACCUUUGUUUCAUUUAGUUUCUCAAAAGAACUUUCAAUUAUUUUCUUUGGAAGAAAUGAGAAUGUUUUCUCUUUGAUGAGUCUAGAAAAAAGCCCAGUUCAUUUUAACAACAGUUCUGUGGCUAAUCCUUGGAAAAAGUUAAAAAUUUAUUCUGUGUUUUUAAUACCAGAACCAGACCUUCAUUACUGUACAUAAACUAACAGGAAAUGCUGCUUUUGAUCUUCAGAGAAUAGAUAUACCCCAAAUUGUAAUUUAAGAAGACUUUCCCUAAUAAGCAAGAUGUUAACUAUAAAAUCUAGAGGUAUUCACUGUAUAAUUCAGCUUUUCUGUGUAUUUGAAAAUUUUCACAAAAUGAAAGGGAAAAAAAAGGAUAAUAUGUUCUCUGCUUUGAGGAAAUCUACUUUUUGACUAAUACCCAUAAUGGAUUUGCUAUAAUUAAGUGUCCCAAACUGAAAGUCUGAAAGUAGUUUGUGGCUGCUCUAUAGCAUGAGUAAAUGAAUAUGGGUGACAUAUGUGACAUUUUAAUAUAUUAUAGUGCUCUUGCUUUGGGUAAUAAUAAAGGGACCCAAGCUGGUAGACUGGAAAUAAAAGUAAGUGUGUCUGUUGA
Messenger RNA from Galeopterus variegatus (Sunda flying lemur), 5611 nucleotides. It is a transcript of the gene ELP1, whose product is annotated as inhibitor of kappa light polypeptide gene enhancer in B-cells, kinase complex-associated protein. Gene Ontology annotation, molecular function: protein binding; tRNA binding. The record is from RefSeq and is a predicted model, not a curated record. Gene Ontology annotation, biological process: tRNA wobble base 5-methoxycarbonylmethyl-2-thiouridinylation. Gene Ontology annotation, cellular component: cytosol; elongator holoenzyme complex. The transcript is spliced from 37 exons. The coding region runs from base 149 to 4147 and encodes 1332 amino acids. Lineage: Eukaryota; Metazoa; Chordata; Mammalia; Dermoptera; Cynocephalidae.